AUGUUGAGAUUUGGAGUUAGCAAGGUGCUACGUGCCGGCAGGUUCAGUGGCGUCGCUGUUUCUAGCUGUCGCCGUCUACAUGCUGGUUGUGUUAGGUCUGGUCUGGCCGGUAAGGCGGAUGUAUCGCUGAAGAAGUAUCGCGAGGUGUAUGAGCUCGAGCCAAAAAAUCUGGAUCUGCCGUUGGACAGAUUUGCCAGGCGGCAUUUGGGUCCUUCGCCGGCUAACGUGGAGCAUAUGCUGGAGGUUGUGGGCUAUCGCGCGCUUGAUUCGUUUGUGGAGGCGUUGGUCCCACCGAACAUCCUGAAGAAGAGGCCGUUGGCCGUGGAAGCGCCUCAGCAGGGGCUUGGGGAACAGCAGAUGCUAGAACAUAUGGCUGGGAUCGCGGAGAAGAACAAUUACAAAGUGAGGAAUUUCAUCGGAAAGGGCUACUACGGUACAGUUCUGCCUCCGGUGAUUCAGAGAAAUUUGCUGGAAUGUCCUGAGUGGUAUACUUCGUACACUCCGUACCAGCCUGAGAUCUCGCAGGGGAGACUGGAGUCGCUGUUGAACUUUCAGACCGUGGUGUCGGAUUUGACGGGUUUGCCCGUCGCCAACGCGUCCCUUUUAGAUGAGGGUACAGCAGCGGGCGAGGCGAUGCUGCUGUCGUUUAAUGCUGUAAGGAAGAAGAAGUCGAAGUAUGUGAUCGACAAGAAGUUGCAUCCACAGACAAAGACCGUGCUGCGUUCCAGAGCAGAGCCCUUCAACCUGGAGAUCAUCGAGAUCGAUUGCAAUGAUGUGGCGAACGCGGUUAAGGUUCUCAGGGAUCCGCAGGUGGCAGGCUGCUUAGUGCAGUACCCUGCCACAGAUGGUUCCAUUAUCUCAGGCGAGGUUCUUUUGAAAUUGUCCCACGCCUUACAUUCACAUAAAUCGCUGAUGAGCGUUGCUUCGGAUUUAAUGGCGUUAACGCUUUUGAAACCGCCAGCUGAAUUUGGCGCGGAUAUAGUUUUGGGUUCCUCUCAAAGAUUCGGUGUUCCCAUGGGUUAUGGUGGUCCUCACGCUGCCUUUUUCUCAGUGAAGGAUUCUUUGAAUAGAAAAAUACCAGGAAGAAUCGUCGGGGUCUCUAAAGACCGUUUAGGAAAUACCGCCUUAAGACUGGCUCUGCAAACAAGAGAGCAGCAUAUCAAACGUGACAAGGCGACCUCCAAUAUAUGUACUGCACAGGCCUUGUUAGCUAAUGUGGCCGCUAAUUACUGUGUUUACCAUGGUCCAGAGGGUUUGAAGAACAUUGCUAAGAGGAUAUAUGGUUUAACCACCAUUUUGGCCCGGUCGAUCGAAUCUGAAAGCUGCCGGCAUUCUCUAGCCAAUGACAACUGGUUCGAUACAUUAACCGUCAAACUGGGUGAUGGCGUGACUUCUCAGCAAUUGCUGCAGAUCGCUUUGGAAGAUUAUAACAUCAAUCUCUUUGCAGUCGACGAAAGUAGCGUGUCACUGUCACUCGAUGAAACUACCACUAAGGAUGAUUUGAAGAAAUUGAUAAAACUUUUCUGCAAAGACGCAGAUCCGGAAAAUUUCAUUCUAAGUGAAAAGGAUUUCCCACAGUUUCCAAGUGUAUUAUCAAGAACAGAUGAAAUUCUAAAAAAUGAGGUCUUCCAUUUACAUCACAGUGAAACCGCUAUGUUGAGAUACCUACACCGUUUACAGUCUCGCGAUCUGUCCUUGGCAAACUCUAUGAUUCCUCUGGGCUCGUGUACUAUGAAACUGAAUAGUACAGUCGAGAUGAUGCCAAUAACUUGGCCUCAAUUUGCUAACAUUCACCCAUUUCAACCUUCCGACCAAGUUCGUGGCUACCAAGAGUUGUUGACAUCGCUCGAAAAGGAUCUGUGCAACCUGACAGGGUUUGACGGAGUCUCUUUACAACCAAAUUCGGGAGCGCAAGGUGAGUACACCGGUCUUAGAGUUAUUAGAUCUUACUUGAACAAGAUCGGCCAAGGCCAGCGUAACGUUUGCUUGAUCCCAGUGUCAGCACACGGCACUAACCCUGCUUCAGCAGCUAUGUGUGGUAUGAAGGUUGUGCCAGUGAAGUGCCUUCCAGAUGGGUCACUAGACUUGAAAGAUUUGGAAAUCAAGGUGGAGAAACAUAAGGAUGAUUUAGCUGCAGUAAUGAUUACAUAUCCUUCAACAUACGGUCUGUUUGAAACAGGUGUUCAGGAAGCAUUUGAGAAAGUACAUCAGCACGGGGGACAGGUUUAUCUAGAUGGUGCGAACAUGAAUGCUCAAGUUGGAUUAACUUCUCCAGGUGAUCUCGGUGCGGAUGUCUGUCACUUAAAUCUGCAUAAAACUUUUGCAAUUCCUCACGGUGGUGGUGGACCAGCUGGCGCCCCAAUUUGUGUUAAAUCACAUCUGAUCCCGCAUUUGCCCAAACAUGAUGUUGUCGAAAUGCUAACGCCAGGCGGUAGCGAGGACUCUAUCGGUUCUGUGGGCUCUGCCGCCUAUGGUAAUCCACUAGUCUUACCUAUUUCAUAUGCUUACAUCAAGAUGAUGGGCAGCGAGGGUUUACCCUUCUCCAGUGUCAUAGCAAGUUUGAAUGCCAACUACAUGAUGACGAAACUCAAGGAACACUACAAGAUCUUAUUCAUUAGUAACGGCGGAUCUAACAAACAUUGCGCACAUGAGUUUAUUAUUGACCUACGAGAAUACAAAGACAAGGGAAUUGAAGCAAUUGAUAUUGCCAAAAGAUUACAAGACUAUGGCUUCCAUGCCCCUACACUAGCAUUCCCUGUGCCGGGCACUUUGAUGAUCGAGCCAACAGAAUCCGAAAAUUUGGAGGAGCUCGAUAGAUUCGUCGCAGCCCUAGUUGCUAUCAAGGGCGAAAUCAACGCAUACGUAGCAGGAGAACCAAAGGGUCAGCUUCUAAAGAAUGCUCCACAUUCAUUGGAAGAUUUGAUAAGUUCCCAGGACUGGCCAUCUAGAGGCUAUACGCGUGAGCAGGCCGCCUACCCUCUCAAUUAUCUCAAGUACAACAAGUUUUGGCCACCCGUGGCUAGAUUGGAUGACGCCUAUGGCGACAUGAAUCUGAUCUGUACCUGUCCUUCUGUGGAGGAGGUAGCUAAGGAUAAUAUUUGA
This is a messenger RNA of Torulaspora globosa, 3102 nucleotides long. RefSeq names its product glycine decarboxylase subunit P (gene GCV2). The record is from RefSeq and is a predicted model, not a curated record. The transcript has a single exon. Gene Ontology annotation, biological process: glycine decarboxylation via glycine cleavage system. The coding region runs from base 1 to 3102 and encodes 1033 amino acids. Lineage: Eukaryota; Fungi; Ascomycota; Saccharomycetes; Saccharomycetales; Saccharomycetaceae. Gene Ontology annotation, cellular component: mitochondrion; glycine cleavage complex. Gene Ontology annotation, molecular function: glycine binding; pyridoxal phosphate binding; glycine dehydrogenase (decarboxylating) activity.